AUUAAAAUAUUCAUCCAUGACUCAAACGUACACAAACAUUAAGCGUAAACAGCUUAAUAGCGACUUUGGAUUUCGUAUUGUUUACUGCGAAUCUGCGACCAAAGUGAUAGUGGGAAUUAUUAUGUAUACAUUAUGUUCGAUGUUCCGCCGCUCCAUCCCUUUAAUGGGAAAAGAAGGGCCUGUACAGUUGCUUUUAUCGAAAAUUGUGCUUUCACCAUCAUUUACUCUUGGUAAAAAUGAUUUCCCCAAAAAUGUAAACUUGGACCAACCAGAUAUGGAAUUGGGUAAUUCCAAAGAAUCCUUUGGCUUGAUUGCAAAAGCACAAGAUUUCCGAGUGUUUAAACAUCGGCACGGAAACAUUGCUUUGGAAGUUAUUGAAGAUGAACAUAUACCUGUCACGAACAAAUGGAAGAACACUCCACGAUGGUACUUUUAUCAAUGUAAACAGCUGGCAAGUCAGGGAAAGGUUGAUGAGUGUCUUUCCAUUCUUGAAACAACAAUGCUAAAAAUAGAUAAAGUUCCACCUCAGGAAUACAACUUUUCUGUUGUUAUUGGUUUACUUGGUCGCCAUGGUAGAGUAAAAAAAGCUUUUGAAUUGUACAGCAAGUUAAAGUCAUAUGGUCUCACUGCAUCAAUGGCUUGUCUAACAAGUCUAUUCAAUGCUGUUUCAAAUUCACAUGACUCUGCUGACAUGUUUUAUUUAAAAAAAUUGCAUUUAAAAUUGAAGGAAUCUGACGUCCGCUUAAACAGGAUAACAUGCAAUGCUUUAUUGAUGGCCUAUGCACGACAUACCACUUUUAAGGAAACAACUGAAAUAUUUCAAAACUGCAUAAGAAAUGGUGUUAAACCAGAUGCACUUACAUUUAGUGCACUUAUGACCAGCUGCCUAAAGCACAAAGAAGAAGGAUUUUACCUUGCAUUGCAGGUAUGGAGAAGCAUGUUGUCCAUAGAAAUAACCCCAACAGGACAAAACAUUACAACCAUGCUUAAUGUUGCACAGCACUGUGGGAUUGGUGAUGCAAAUAUGGCAUCAAAGUUUUUACUUGGAAACCUGCCUAAUUCAACACAGAAGAAAGUUGGUCCGUUUGAAACAUUACAACAACAGAAGUAUUCUUGUGAGAAAUUUAAUUUACCAAAUAAAGGAUUAAAAGCAUUUACUGCUGAAUAUGAAGAUUCUGAUAAAAACUUACCAGUACGAUUGAAACCUGUAAUACCAAAUCUACUUGAUACUGAACAGUGUAAUUUAGAAACAGUUACUUCUCUAACCAAGUGCACGGAACCUUAUAAGAGAUUAGAUUUAAUGGGAGGAUAUGAAGGAAUAAUUAAUGUAUUGAAACAACACAAAAUAUCCCUGUCUAUUCAGGUGCUUACACUCUUGGUAAAGUUGGUCAAGCCAUCAUACCCAGAGGAAGAAAAAGUUUUGCAAAUUGCUGAAGAUAGUUCUGUGAAAUUGGAUGUUGAUUUUUACAAUACAUUGAUACACAAGCAAGCUGCUAGGGGGGAUCAUCAACUUGCUGUAAAAACUUUUAACCGAAUAAAGGAACAGAAGUUACAGCCAAAUUACCGGAGUUAUUGUGUGCAUGCGAUUUCGUGCAACACUUUUAAACUUGGGUCAACACUUUUUCAAGAUAUGGAAAAAACUGAUAUGAAAAUCACCAGUGUACUUUUGCAUACACUGAUUGCUGCUUGUAUCCGUCGCAAGGUUCAUAUGAUAUCUGGUUAUAAAGGUUUACGUUAUCCCGACUUUUAUUACUUGACUUACCUCGUCAAACAAUUAACAACUCACGACAUAAAUGCGAGCGCUACAUUUAUUUCUCUGUUGGAAAAAGUAACAUUUUAUCCAGAAGAAUAUAACCGAUGGAAACAUCAAGAUGAAGUUUAUGAAAAACGAUUAAACAUUUAUCGUAAAGCUUACAACCAGUGGCUACGAAAUGCUGAUGUUCAAUCAAUAGAUGCGUUAUAAUAAAAUAAUGUUAAACUACAUUAAUUUUAUACUUUAAUUUGAUUUGUCUGUUUUAG
Molecule: messenger RNA, 2019 nt
Organism: Ciona intestinalis (vase tunicate)
Lineage: Eukaryota; Metazoa; Chordata; Ascidiacea; Phlebobranchia; Cionidae
Source: RefSeq, a predicted model, not a curated record